AAACUGAAGUUUUUGCCCCAUCAGGAGACCAUUGCCAACAGUGAUCCUCGGCCACUGCACUCAGCCGAAGUCCUGGCAAAGAGCAACCGAGCAGAAACCAGGCCAGCAACAGAAACCCUGUGGACUGGGAACCCUGGCACAACUGAAGCUUCAGAGGCAGAGGGGGUUAUCCAGGACAAUGCUGUACGGAUUUUUGUCGCCCUCUUUGCGUAUGACCCUGCCAGCAUGUCUCCAAACCCCGACGCUGCAGAAGAGGAACUGCCGUUCAAAGAAGGACAGAUAAUAAAGAUCCAUGGUGAUAAAGACUCAGACGGAUUUUACCACGGAGAGUCCAGGGGUCGAUUUGGCUAUGUCCCCUGCAACAUGGUGUCUGAAAUCCAGGUGGAGGAUGAAGAAACCAUGGAGCAGCUGCUUCAGCAGGGCUACCUCUCAGCUGACGCCUCUGUGGAAAACAUAGGCACUCGUUCACAUGCUCAGCUUCCGCGCCGGCCCGUUCCGCCGCCGAAACCGAGGCGAUCCAAGAAAGUUAACUCUGCUGGUGUCUGGGAGGAAAAUGUAAACUCACAUAGAGAGCGCGUCCGACCCAGUAGUGGGUCUCGUGGGGCUCGUCCUCGGAGGAUGGUCGCUGUCUUCGACUAUGAUCCGCGGGAGAGCUCCCCAAAUGUGGACAUUGAGGCUGAGCUGACCUUCAGUGCCGGCGAUGUCAUCCUUGUGUUUGGAGAGAUGGACGAUGACGGAUUCUUUUAUGGAGACCUAAAUGGACAGCAAGGGUUGGCACCGUCUAACUUUCUGCAAGCCUUACCCGAGAAUGAUGUGGAGGCUGCUGGGGGAGUUUCAGAAGAGAAAGUGCUGCCAGCGGAAAGCAGAAGAGAGUCACAGGUGAGUCUGGAGGGUUCUGAAGAGCAGAAUGACUCCGCAGUAACCUCGUUUGAAGAACCCUUCACUCCAUGUACCACGGUUAGCAUCACGGCUCCUCCACAAGUUCAGGUCCCAACUCCACAGAGCCCCGGCCAAAGUGACACGUCACCCCCUGGAAAGAAGAAAAGGGGCUUCUUCUCCAAAGGAAAAAAACUUUUUAAAAAACUGGGAUCGAGCAAGAAAGAGUGAAAUCAAGUCUGUUUUAAUUUUAUAGGGCUGACUCUAUUUUUAGGGUUAGCUUUCUGUUCUUACUUUAGAAGUAAAAAAUUAAUCGCUUGAGAAACUCAAGGCAAGGACACUUGUUUAUCACGGAGACGCAGCAUUUCCAGAAACGUUUCGCUUGUGUUCAAAUUCUAGCGAUCGCAACAGACACAUUUCGUUUUGCAUAAAAUGUGAAAGCUGCAGGCUAUGGGAAUACAGCAGAAGCUGGAAUGCGUUUUUCUUUGUACUCUGUUAUUUAAAGAAUGGCCAGCUGUAUGCCUUAGAAUGAUUUAAUGGUGCACCUUGACAAAAGAUUGCUUCGGAAUUUGGUUGCAUUGUGAAUUGUACAAAUAACAAGCUUUAUGAGAAGUAUAUGGCUGUGAACUCUGAGAACAGUGACAUGUCAACCAUGCCCAAAACACAAACACCAGCUUGGCCUGAUGAUGGUGAUGAUGGUCUUUUUUUUUAUUAUAAACAUAUAUGUGGAUGAAAACGGAAACAAACUGGGAUUUUACAUAACUCGGUAACUCUGUAUUACAAAUAUGACAAGUAUGUUUAAUUGUUGAUUCACUUGUACAUAUUUUUAUAUAUGUUACUUUAAAAGUUAGAAUCUGGUAAAUCAUAAGUUUUAACUGUAACUGUCAACAAUUACCAAGCAAGGUGGUAAAGGUCUAGAGUUAUGAGGAAAUAUAUUGCUUUACCGGUAAAUGUCUGAAAAUCUUAUAAUUUAUCGAAGCCUAUUGGUAAAUGUCUGUAAACAAAUAUAUUGCUUUUUGGACAGUUAGAGAAGCUUAUUGGUAAAGACACUUGGUUAUUCUUGAUUUACCUUGUCUGAAAUAAAG
Messenger RNA from Polyodon spathula (Mississippi paddlefish), 1961 nucleotides. RefSeq names its product RIMS-binding protein 2-like. The record is from RefSeq and is a predicted model, not a curated record. The transcript has 9 exons. NCBI's taxonomy places the organism in Eukaryota, Metazoa, Chordata, Actinopteri, Acipenseriformes, Polyodontidae. Gene Ontology annotation, biological process: neuromuscular synaptic transmission. The annotation marks the transcript as partial. Gene Ontology annotation, molecular function: protein binding.